Molecule: messenger RNA, 612 nt
Organism: Metarhizium brunneum ARSEF 3297
Lineage: Eukaryota; Fungi; Ascomycota; Sordariomycetes; Hypocreales; Clavicipitaceae
Product: Dihydrofolate reductase
Biological process (GO): folic acid metabolic process; dihydrofolate metabolic process; tetrahydrofolate biosynthetic process
Cellular component (GO): mitochondrion
Molecular function (GO): NADP binding; dihydrofolate reductase activity
Source: RefSeq, a predicted model, not a curated record
AUGCAGCCCGAGUUGACGCUCAUCGUCGCUGCCACGCGCAGCAUGGGCAUCGGCCUGAACGGCACCAUGCCGUGGACAGGUCUGCGCAAGGAGAUGCAGUAUUUCGCGCGCGUCACGACGCGGGUCUCCCCACAGGCGCCGCCCAACUCUGUCAAUGCCGUGAUAAUGGGCCGCAAGACGUGGGACUCUAUCCCGGCCAAGUUUAGACCCCUGAAGAACCGCCUCAACAUCAUCGUGUCCCGGCAGCACUCGGCGACGCUUCCUGCUGAGAUUGCGCCCUCUGAACCUGUGAGGGUGUCCUCGCUCGAGCAGGCUGUUGAGUUUGCGAGGACGCACCCCCUUAUAAGUAGGGUGUUUGUCAUGGGGGGAGGACAGAUAUAUGAUGCGGCGCUCAGGAUGGAUGCCGCGAAGAGGGUGUUGCUGACGAGCAUAGAGAGGGAGUAUGAGUGCGAUACCUUUUUUGGCUUGGAUUUGCGAGGUGAUGCGGCGGGGAGUCUGGGAUGGCGGAGGAGGCAAAGUGAUGAGUGGAGGGAGUGGACGGGAGAAAUUGGAGAUGCGAAGAUGGAGGAGGGCGGUGUUGGGUACGAGUGGCAGAUGUGGGAGAGGGAAUGA